AUGCGCUCCAUCAGGAAGAGGUGGACGAUCUGCACGAUCAGUCUGCUCCUGAUCUUUUAUAAGACAAAAGAGAUGGCACGGACCGAGGAGCACCAGGAGACGCAACUCAUCGGAGAUGGUGAGCUGUGUUUAAGUCGAUCCCUUGUCAAUAGUUCGGAUAAAAUCAUUCGAAAGGGUGGUUCUUCAAUCUUCCAGCAUUCAGUAGAAGGUUGGAAAAUCAAUUCCUCUUUGGUCCUAGAAAUAAGGAAGAACAUCCUUCGUUUCCUAGAUGCUGAACGAGAUGUUUCCGUCGUCAAGAGCAGCUUUAAGCCUGGAGACGUCAUACACUAUGUGCUGGACAGACGUCGGACGCUAAAUAUCUCCCAGGAUCUGCACAGCCUCCUACCUGAAGUUUCACCCAUGAAAAACCGCAGAUUUAAGACCUGCGCAGUCGUUGGAAACUCUGGCAUUCUGCUAGAUAGUGAGUGUGGAAAAGAGAUCGACAGUCACAAUUUUGUAAUAAGGUGUAAUCUAGCCCCUGUGGUGGAGUUUGCUGCAGACGUGGGAACUAAAUCAGAUUUUAUUACCAUGAAUCCAUCAGUUGUACAAAGAGCGUUUGGAGGCUUUCGGAAUGAGAGUGACAGAGAAAAAUUUGUGCAUAGACUUUCCAUGCUGAAUGACAGUGUUCUUUGGAUCCCUGCUUUCAUGGUCAAAGGAGGAGAGAAGCACGUGGAGUGGGUUAAUGCGCUAAUCCUUAAGAAUAAACUGAAAGUGCGGACUGCCUAUCCGUCACUGAGACUUAUUCAUGCUGUCAGAGGUUACUGGCUGACGAACAAAGUCCCCAUCAAAAGGCCCAGCACAGGUCUGCUCAUGUAUACGCUUGCCACGAGAUUCUGUGAUGAAAUUCACCUGUAUGGAUUCUGGCCAUUCCCCAAGGACUUGAAUGGGAAAGCUGUCAAAUAUCAUUACUAUGAUGACUUAAAGUAUAGGUACUUUUCCAAUGCAAGUCCUCAUAGAAUGCCGUUAGAAUUCAAAACAUUAAAUGUGCUACAUAAUAGAGGAGCUCUGAAACUGACAACAGGAAAGUGCAUAAAGCAAUAA
Molecule: messenger RNA, 1080 nt
Organism: Rangifer tarandus platyrhynchus (Svalbard reindeer)
Lineage: Eukaryota; Metazoa; Chordata; Mammalia; Artiodactyla; Cervidae
Source: the annotation of a GenBank genome assembly